Messenger RNA from Neomonachus schauinslandi (Hawaiian monk seal), 1414 nucleotides. It is a transcript of the gene TK1, whose product is annotated as thymidine kinase 1. Bases 59 to 772 code for a protein of 237 amino acids. NCBI's taxonomy places the organism in Eukaryota, Metazoa, Chordata, Mammalia, Carnivora, Phocidae. The transcript is spliced from 7 exons. Gene Ontology annotation, biological process: thymidine metabolic process. Gene Ontology annotation, molecular function: thymidine kinase activity; ATP binding. The record is from RefSeq and is a predicted model, not a curated record.
CUGGUGGCUGGGCGGUGGCACCGGAGAGUCCCUGAGCUGCAACCUUCCUGGAGGCGCCAUGAGCUGCAUCAACCUGCCCACCGUGCUGCCCGGCUCCCCCAGCAAGACCCGGGGGCAGAUUCAGGUGAUUCUAGGACCCAUGUUUUCAGGAAAAAGUACUGAGCUGAUGAGACGGGUCCGUCGCUUCCAGAUUGCCCAGUACAAGUGCUUGGUGAUCAAGUAUGCCAAAGAUACCAGGUACAGCAGCAGCUUCUCCACGCAUGACCGAAACACCAUGGAGGCGCUACCAGCCUGCCUGCUCCGGGACGUGGCCCAGGAGGCCCUGGGUGUGGCUGUCAUAGGCAUCGACGAAGGGCAGUUUUUCCCAGACAUCGUGGAGUUCAGCGAGACUAUGGCCAACGCUGGGAAGACCGUGAUUGUGGCCGCACUGGAUGGGACCUUCCAGAGGAAGGCAUUCGGGAGCAUCCUGAACCUGGUGCCCCUGGCGGAGAGCGUGGUGAAGCUGACAGCCGUGUGCAUGGAGUGCUUCCGGGAGGCCGCCUACACCAAGCGGCUAGGCUCGGAGAAAGAGGUCGAGGUGAUUGGAGGAGCAGACAAAUACCACUCCGUGUGCCGCCUCUGCUACUUCAAGAAGGCCUCGGGUCUGCCCGCCGCGCCGGAGGGCAAGGAGAACAAGGAGAACUGCCCGGUGCCGGGAAAGCCAGGAGAGGCGGCGGGAGCCCGGAAGCUGUUUGCUCCGCAUCAGAUCCUGCAGUGCAGCCCUGCCAACUGAGGCUCCCCGUCCCGCGGCCGCCCCCUGCCGGCCGGCCGCCGCGCAGCCUUCCCCCAGGAGGAAGUGGGGGGUGGGGCGAAGAUGGGACUUUCUGCCUCCCGCGGUGCAGGUCCUGGGCUGGUGGUCUGCACAUCCCGUUUCCCCCUUUCCUGGUUCCCUUCCCGGCUGCUGGUCCACUCGUGAGCUCAGGGUCUGGCUACCGCAGCCACCCCCCCUCCUGUGGGGUGAGGGGCAGAACCACACACUGGCGACAUCGGCGCCCAUGGCUUCUUCCCCCUUGUGGCUUUCGCUGUUGAGUUUCUGUUCUCACUGGGAAGUCCGAGCGCCGGUACCUCCGGCUCAGACCGAGCCUCGGCCCACGCAGAGGUUUCUGUCUCUGCUUGGGACUGACUCCUGGCCCCCAAGGGUGGCUGGACUGAUGGCCUCCUGCUUCCUACACUCGGGUGAUCAUUUUCUCCAGAAUUACAGCUUCUCUCACAUGGGAGACACUUACCCUGCUGGGGCUCAGGUCCCAGGGACUUAAUCUUUUAAAGUGUGUGUGUGGGGGGGGGGGUGGUUAGGGGCAGAGGUGGCUAGGGUUAGGGUCUAUGAUUCUGUUGCAGCGUGUGAAUUAGUAACUAAUAUUAAAAUUUACUGGUUGGU